UUUCACCAAAUCCAAUGUUUACAUGUGGCUAAAAUUGACUAGCAGCUGAAUUCAAUUUAAACUUGUUGUUUUAUUAAUUUAAAUCAAAUUGAAAUUCAAACAUGCCAACCAUAAAUAUUAAACGGGAUCACUUACACAAUGAACUUGGUAAGGUGUACAGCCAAGAAGAGUUUGAAGAUCUAUGUUUUGAAUAUGGCCUCGAAUUGGAUGAAGUGACUUCUGAAAGGGAACAAAUAGUAAAAGAAAAAGGAGACAAAAAAACUACUGAAGGUUCAACUGAUGUUAUUUACAAGAUUGAUAUACCGGCUAAUAGGUAUGACUUGCUGUGCACAACUGGUUUGGUUAGAGCAUUGAUGAUAUUUCAAGGGAAAGUUGACAUACCUAAAUUUAUUGCCGUGGAUCCUGUUGAUUAUUCAACAAACAAGAUUUUGGUCACUCAAAAUACUCAAUCUGUCCGACCAUAUGUUGUUUGUGCAAUUUUACGGAACAUAACAUUUAACCAAGACCUUUAUGAUAGCUUCAUCGAUUUGCAAGAUAAGUUACACCAAAAUCUAUGUAGAAAGCGAACCUUGGUAGCAAUUGGAACUCAUGAUUUGGAUACUAUUAAAGGACCAUUUCUGUAUGAUGCAAGAACCCCUAACGAUAUAAAAUUUGUUCCACUCAAUGAAACUAAAGAGUUUACAGCUGCUGAGCUGAUGGAACAUUACUCCGGUAAUAGCCAUCUUAAACCAUAUCUUUCAAUCAUUCGGGAUGAACCAAAAUAUCCAGUAAUUUACGACGCCAAUGGAACCCUACUUUCAUUGCCUCCAAUAAUUAAUGGUGACCACAGUAAAAUCAAAUUGACAACCAAAAAUAUAUUCAUCGAAUGUACCGCAACGGAUGAAAACAAAGCUUCAAUCGUAUUGGACACCAUUAUUUGUAUGUUCAGUGAACACUGCUCACCAAAAUUUCAAGCUGAAAAAAUACAAACUAUUUAUGAAGCUUCUAAUGAGACCAAAACCUAUCCAAAAUUAAACACUCGGUCCGAAAAACUACCCUAUGACCGUGCUAGUCGAAUGUUAGGAGCCAAGCUAUCAAAGGAAGAGAUUUGCAAAUUAUUGGACAGAAUGCAACUUAAAUGUUCAUCUGAUGAUGAUGGUUCCCUAAUCAACAUUGAAAUACCACCUACUCGUCAAGACAUCCUUCAUGCUUGUGAUAUCAUUGAAGAUGUUGCUAUCUCUUAUGGAUAUAACAAUAUUGUCAAGACGCUACCAAAAGUAGUUACUAUUGGGUCUCAGUUUUCACUCAACAAAUUAUCUAACCAACUUAGAUAUGAAUUAUCAAGAUGUGGAUACACCGAAGCUUUGACAUUCUCUUUGUGCUCAAAGGAUGAUAUCGCUAACAAAAUGAGACUUGAAAAUGAAAUUUCCAGAGCUGUGCACAUUGCAAAUCCCAAAACUAUUGAAUUUCAGGUUGCUAGGACAUCUUUAAUUCCAGGAUUACUGAAAACCGUUGAAUCAAAUAAGAAAAUGCCUUUACCUCUCAAGCUUUUUGAAAUUUCCGAUGUUGUCCUGAAAGAUUCAACUAAAGAUGUUGGCUCACGAAAUCAACGAAUGUUGGCAGCUCUUCAUUAUAACAAAUUUCCAGGAUUUGAGGUUAUACAUGGAUUGCUUGAUCGAAUCAUGCAAGUAAUGGAAGUAAAAUAUAAUUCUGAAGGUACAAAUAAAGGAUAUUUCAUUGAAUCAACAAAUGAUGAACGAUUUUUACCUGGUCGAUGUGCCUCCAUCAUCUACAAUGGUAACUCAAUUGGAAUCAUGGGUGUAUUACAUCCUCAAGUUAUUACAAAUUUCGAAUUAGUUCAACCAUGCGCAGCAUUGGAAAUUAAUGUGGAAACCUUUUUGAAAAGAUGAAAAUAGUCGCCAAAAUCCAAUCAAUUCAACUUCAUUUCUCGAAGUCAACUUGCACAAGAACUGUACUUUUGUUUUUAUUUUCUGUGGGAAAAGGAAUAAGGAUGGAAAGAAGAAGAAGAAGACGAAUCUUGUCCAAAUUAAGUGGAUUGUUAUUUAUUGAACGUUUCCAGCAACAAUAACAAUAAGCAUUAAAAUUGUGAAGUUAAAAACAAGAUAAACAACAAUAAAGUUUAUCUCUAGAUCACCAAAAAAAUCCAUGUCCAGCUCUCCAUUAAAUGGACACAAAAUGGAAAGACAUAAACCAUUAUUAUAAAUUUAAACAUUUAUUUAUAUCUCUGUAUAAGGUUUCUUGUAUGCCUUAUAUAAGAUUGGUUCAUAACUUUUCAAAUCAUUAAUAAACUUGAAGAGAGAUUGAGAGAAGAGAAAAGAAGAGUAAGAAAAGAAAAACUUAAUUCAAGGCCCAUUAAAGUUUCCAGUUUAAUCUUGUCACAUUCGAUGAUGAACAGUUGAUAUUAUUGCUUUAAAUUAGUUUUGUUCAUCAAUAUAAAUGACAAUAUCUUCAACACAGAGACAAGAGGAAAAGCUAAACGUAUAAGCGAUUUCAUUAAAUCCAAAAAGCAAUCACAUAAAGCAACCUUAAAAAUGGAUGUAACUUUAUCGUGAAAAAAAGUGAUCAUUUUGUCAUCUAAAAUAAUAAGCUAAAAAUAAUACCUUUUAAUGGAUCUCAUAAGCAAAACAUAAUGAAUAGAAGCAAGAAUUUGAUAAUAUAUUUUGGCACAAAUUUUCAAACAAAUUUUCCAAUAAAUUUAAGCAACCAUUAAA
This is a messenger RNA of Tetranychus urticae (two-spotted spider mite), 2711 nucleotides long. It is a transcript of the gene beta-PheRS, whose product is annotated as phenylalanine--tRNA ligase beta subunit. NCBI's taxonomy places the organism in Eukaryota, Metazoa, Arthropoda, Arachnida, Trombidiformes, Tetranychidae. The record is from RefSeq and is a predicted model, not a curated record. Gene Ontology annotation, molecular function: phenylalanine-tRNA ligase activity; ATP binding; RNA binding. Gene Ontology annotation, cellular component: cytoplasm; phenylalanine-tRNA ligase complex. Gene Ontology annotation, biological process: phenylalanyl-tRNA aminoacylation.